Penicillium verrucosum is the source of this 576-nucleotide messenger RNA. RefSeq lists its product as uncharacterized. The record is from RefSeq and is a predicted model, not a curated record. NCBI's taxonomy places the organism in Eukaryota, Fungi, Ascomycota, Eurotiomycetes, Eurotiales, Aspergillaceae. The transcript has a single exon. Bases 1 to 576 code for a protein of 191 amino acids.
AUGCUUAUUCCCACAGGAUCACCAUCUCUGAAUUUCAGAUUGAACAAGGCCGGAAACAAAAUGGCUUCGGGGCUUUUCUUCGACCCGCUCAAGCUCCUCCGCGUUGCCCCGCUUCUCACCACCACAUCGGCGCUACUCUAUGCUUGGGGUGAGCACUGGUAUCUCUCAGGCUUCCUGCGCUCACAGCACAAGUCCGAAACCGAGACGAUCCUCCCGAGUUACUUCCGUCGCUUCUUCGAGCAGGGUAUAUUUGGUAUCUUUAUCGUUGCCGGUCUCAACAUCCUCACGCUCUCCAGUUCGGUCGCCAAUCUGUUGAUUGAUCGUCCGGUACUGGACCGUCUACAAUCUUCGCGAUGGUACUGGGUUGGCCUGGUCUUCAUUAUUUUUCGCCUUUUGUCUGUACCUCUUAUCACGUAUCCAAUUCGCGAUAUUAUAGAGAAUCGAUCUCAGGGAGAAAGCACUAAGGAUUUACAGCAUCGGAUCGAUAUGCAUCGUAUUCGUGUUUUUUGUUAUUGGUUUGCUGGCAUGGAUGAGUUUCCUGGCCGCCGUGCUUUCCAUAAUUCACCUAUGAGCUGA